GUAUGGUUAGCUUCUUUUACUAAAUAAAUUGUCGCUAAGUGUCUUUUAUAUUAACCAAUCUGGUCAAUUAUCGCAUAUGGUUAGAUUUUUUUUUUUAUUUAUUUUUAUUUAUUAAUAUGGUCAAUUAUCACAUAUGGUUAGCUUCUUUUACACAAAUUAUAGGUAGGGGUCAUUUUUAUUUAUCAAUCUGGUCAAUUAGCCGGUCAUCGAAGGUUAUAGAUUUUCUAAACCCUGGGAGUGAGAGAUAGCUAAAGUAGGUAGAGCUUCUCAUCCUCGUACAUUUUCUAAACCCUUCCCAAAACCCUCAAUACAACUCACAAAUUUACACCUUCCCCUCCAAUUUUUCCUGCCGCCAUCUUCCCGUCGACGUCUUACUCACCGACGGCCGCAACCGCUAUUUCACGUUUUCAAAUUCGCCGCUAAAAGUGUGAGAAAUCUGAUAAAAAUGGUGGUUAGGGCGGAGAAGAUUGUUCCUGCUACUGAGCUGGAUGAUGAGGAGAUGGAUGCAAAUGUAAAGAAGUAUCUUAGAGGAGAAAGUGCUAAUUUGGAGGCUUUGCAAGAUAAAAAAUUGAAGGGACAGCUUGCUGUUAAAGAAGAGUUGUUUAAACGCUCUGCAAAAACAGCAGCCAAUGUUGAAAAGUGGCUUCUGCCUUCAGAAGGUGGUUUUUUGGAGCCUGAUGGUAUAGAAAAGACAUGGAGGAUAAAACAGGAGGCUAUCGGCAAAGAAGUUGAUAUUCUAAGUUUAAAGAACCAAUUCGAUAUGGUGUUACCAGAUCUUGGUCCUUACAAGCUUGAUUUUACCCCAAGUGGGCGUUAUAUGGCAAUUGCAGGGCGCAAGGGCCAUUUAGGUGUCCUUGAUGUGAAAAAUAUGAAUUUGAUUAAGGAAUUUCAGGUACGGGAAACUGUACGAGAUGUUGUGUUCUUGCACAAUGAGCUGUAUUUUGCUGCUGCUCAAAAGAAGUACCCCUACAUAUAUAACAUAGACGGUGUUGAGCUUCACUGUUUGAAGGAACAUGGGGCUGUAUCGAAGCUUCAAUUCUUAAGGAACCACUUCCUUUUGGCAUCUAUUAACAAAUUUGGACAGCUUCGUUACCAAGACGUUACAAUGGGUACAAUGAUUGCUAAUUACCGGACUGGUCUAGGUCGUACAGAUGUGAUGCAGGCAAAUCCUUACAACGGUAUCAUUGCAUUAGGUCAUUCCAAUGGCUCAUCUACCAUGUGGAAGCCUAUGAGCCCCAAUCCUAUCGUCAAAAUGCUCUGUCAUCAUGGACCAUUAACAGCAUUGGCUUUCCAUCCAAAUGGACAUCUUAUGGCAACUGCGGGAAUGGAGAGAAAAAUCAAAUUAUGGGAUUUGAGAAAAUUUGAGGUUCUUCAGACGAUGCCAGGUCAUGCAAAAUCUUUGGAAUUCAGUCAGAGAGGUUUGCUUGCUGCGUCAACUGGGUCAUUUGUACAAGUUUUCAAAGAUGCUUCAGGGUCUCAGAAUUACAGUCGUUACAUGAGCCAUUCUAUGGCGAAAGGCUAUCAGAUACAAGAGGUUUCUUUUCGACCAUAUGAAGAUGUUCUUGGAAUAGGACAUUCAAUGGGAUGGUCAUCAAUUUUAAUUCCUGGUUCUGGAGAACCAAACUUUGACUCGUGGGUAGCUAAUCCAUUUGAAACAUCGAAACAGAGGCGUGAAAAAGAAGUGCGUUCUCUCCUGGAGAAGCUUCCCCCAGAGUCUAUCAUGUUGGAUCCUAAGAAAAUUGGAACUGUAAAGCCACCUAAAAAGAAGGACAAACCAACUCGGAAAGAGAGAGAAGAAGAGAUGGAGGCUGCAGUAGAAGCAGCCAAGGGCAAGAAGCUGAAGAACAAAACCAAAGGUAGGAACAAAGACGGUAAAAGAGCAAAGAAGAAGCAGGAGAUUGUUGCGAAUGCAAAGAAGCAAAUUAUCGAACAGAAUAUGAAGGAGAACGAAGAGCUGUCAAAAAAGAAAAGGAAAAGAAUCAGCGAAGAAGGAGCUGAUCUACCGAAAUCACUGCAGCGAUUUGCCAAGAAGAAAGCCGAUUAAUUUCAACCAAACACUGUAAAGAAUUUUGAUCCCAGGUAACUGUCCUGUUUCGUUUCUUCAGUCUUCUAUUUUGGAUGUAACAUGUCACCACUCUUUAGGCUCGUGUUUUCGAGUUCCCCUGUAAAAUUUUGUUUCUGAUUUUUUUGUUGUUUUUUUUUCCUCCAUAGCUUAAAUUAUUGAAUAGAACAUGGAAAAUCUAUAGAUUAUUAGAGCAUAUUUGUAUUGAGGCCAAAAUUCCAGCCUACUUUCGAUAAUUUAUCAACGUGGUCUUGUUUCA
This is a messenger RNA of Chenopodium quinoa (quinoa), 2321 nucleotides long. Its product is annotated as probable U3 small nucleolar RNA-associated protein 7. Gene Ontology annotation, molecular function: protein binding. NCBI's taxonomy places the organism in Eukaryota, Viridiplantae, Streptophyta, Magnoliopsida, Caryophyllales, Amaranthaceae. The transcript has 9 exons. Gene Ontology annotation, biological process: maturation of SSU-rRNA from tricistronic rRNA transcript (SSU-rRNA, 5.8S rRNA, LSU-rRNA). The record is from RefSeq and is a predicted model, not a curated record. Gene Ontology annotation, cellular component: small-subunit processome; 90S preribosome; nucleolus. The coding region runs from base 446 to 2044 and encodes 532 amino acids.